Molecule: messenger RNA, 1652 nt
Organism: Athene cunicularia (burrowing owl)
Lineage: Eukaryota; Metazoa; Chordata; Aves; Strigiformes; Strigidae
Gene: RUNX1
Product: runt related transcription factor 1
Exons: 6
Coding region: 1-1137 (378 amino acids)
Biological process (GO): hemopoiesis; neuron differentiation; regulation of transcription by RNA polymerase II
Cellular component (GO): nucleus
Molecular function (GO): DNA-binding transcription factor activity, RNA polymerase II-specific; ATP binding; RNA polymerase II cis-regulatory region sequence-specific DNA binding
Source: RefSeq, a predicted model, not a curated record
AUGCAGGACUACUUCCUCUUAGAAUGUGUGGUGGCCUUGGGAGAUGUGCCCGAUGGGACGCUGGUAACGGUGAUGGCUGGAAACGAUGAAAACUACUCUGCAGAGCUCAGAAAUGCCACAGCCGCCAUGAAAAACCAAGUAGCAAGGUUCAAUGACCUCCGAUUCGUGGGUAGAAGUGGAAGAGGGAAAAGCUUCACGCUGACUAUCACGGUCUUCACAAAUCCACCACAAGUAGCCACAUACCACAGAGCCAUCAAGAUAACAGUGGAUGGACCUCGUGAACCCAGAAGACAUCGUCAGAAAAUAGAUGAGCAGACAAAGCCCGGGAGCUUGUCCUUUUCAGAGCGCCUGAGUGAACUGGAGCAGUUGCGUCGUACAGCCAUGAGGGUCAGCCCACACCACCCAGCCCCCACACCCAACCCACGAUCAUCCUUGAACCACACCACUGCUUUUAACCCUCAGCCUCAGAGUCAGAUUCAGGACACAAGGCAAGUACAGCCGUCUCCACCAUGGUCCUACGACCAGUCCUACCAGUACCUGGGCUCCAUUGCCACCCCCUCUGUGCACCCCGCCACGCCAAUAUCACCCGGCAGGGCUAGCGGCAUGACAUCCCUCACCGCAGAGCUUUCAAGCCGGCUGUCAAGUGCUUCUGACUUAACUGCGUUCAGUGACCCUCGGGUGGGAAUCGACCGCUCCUUCUCCGCGCUCCCCUCCAUCUCCGACCCUCGGAUGCACUACCCAGGAGCAUUUACCUACACGCCGACGCCCGUCAGUUCAGGGAUAGGAAUUGGUAUGUCUGCCAUGUCCACAGCCACAAGAUACCACACUUACCUCCCGCCUCCCUACCCUGGCUCGUCGCAGGCCCAGGGCAGCCCGUUUCAGACCACCUCACCCUCCUACCACCUCUACUACGGAACCUCCGCUGGCUCCUAUCAGUUCUCCAUGAUCUCAGGGGGGGACCGGUCCCCCCCACGCAUCCACCCUCCCUGCACCAAUGCCUCCACGGGAUCGACGCUCCUCAACCCCAAUCUCCCCAACCAAAGCGAUGUGGUUGAGGCAGAAGGGAGCCACAGCAACUCCCCCACUAACAUGGCGACCACAGCAAGGCUAGAGGAAGCGGUGUGGCGACCAUACUGAAUGAAUUUUAAGUAGUUAUGGGUCAGGACUAACAUGCUUUCCAUUUCCCAGUGCCCAUAGGUAUCCCAUAAACACCCAUCUUGCUUAUGGGCCCUGCCAUGUUCAUACAUCACUUUCAGAAGCAAACCCUCCAGAAGUCAGCAAUCCCAGGAGUGGUGGCGUGUAUUAGCCAGCCACUGGUGAAGCGACGUCACUCCAGCAAAGCAUCCCUCACGGUGGGCUGAGCUUCUGGAAAGGAGCAUACCUGAGUUGGUGGUCCGGAGGUAGUGAGGGUGGGUAGAAAGGUACCCAGUCUGUUUCCAGGCCUGUGGCUUUCUAAUGUUCCUGGGCUUGAAGGUCUCCACAGCCCUAAAGAGAGUUUCGGUUCACUUCUAUUUUUAAGACUGAAAACCCAAAAAAUCUUAGUGAGUUUACUGCAUCUUAUGGACAUUAGCUGUAAGGAAGUAUAGGAAGAUUCCCAGAGGGAAACUGUGAACGCUUCUGUUUUAGCAAUGCUGUGAAUGAGAGGUUUUAUA